AUGAGCGUUCUCGAGUCUCAGGAAGGGAGCGGUGCCCUUUCACCGCGCAGCUUCGCCCUUCAGCACGCGCGUCCUCGGAAUAGCUUUGUCGGCUGCUCCCGCAUCAGUGAUUACGAAGUUCUGGGAAAGCUAGGUGAGGGUACCUUUGGCGAGGUCCAUCGCGCGCGCUCAAAGAAGACAGGCAAAUUGGUCGCCCUCAAGAAGAUCAUCAUGCACAAUGAGAAGGAUGGGUUUCCCAUCACAGCCCUCCGUGAAAUAAGACUCUUGAAGCUGCUCAACCACCAGAACAUUUUGCGAUUAGAGGACAUGGCGGUCGAGCACCCGGCCAGGGGCAGCGACAAGCGCAAGAGGCCCAUCAUGUACAUGGUCACUCCCUACAUGGAUCACGACCUGUCUGGCCUGUUGGAAAACCCUUCUGUCCACUUUACCGAACCCCAGAUCAAGUGCUACAUGCUUCAGCUUCUCGAAGGCUUGAAAUACCUCCAUGCGAACCGCAUCCUCCACAGAGACAUGAAAGCUGCCAACCUUCUCAUCAACAAUAAAGGCAUCCUUCAGAUUGCCGAUUUCGGCCUAGCGAGACACUACGAUGGAGAGACUCCGAAGCCUGGGCAAGGUGGCGGCGAAGGCAAGCGUGAAUACACUAGCUUGGUAGUCACGCGCUGGUACCGUCCACCAGAGCUGUUGAUGCACCUCCGGCGCUAUACUACCGCGAUCGAUAUGUGGGGUGUAGGGUGUGUCUUUGGUGAGAUGCUCACUGGCAAGCCCAUUCUUGCCGGAGAGAGCGAUGGUCAUCAACUUGAGUUGAUCUUCGAGCUCUGCGGGACCCCUACCGACGACAACAUGCCUGGUUGGCGCUCUCUGCCAGGCGCAGAGAACCUGUGCCCUAGGCCCCGCCAAGGAAAUUUGGGCUAUCGGUUCAGGGAACAUGGUCCCCAAGCUGUCUCGCUCCUGAAGGAGCUCCUCAAGCUGGACUGGAAGAAGCGCAUUAACGCCAUCGAUGCGCUGCAGCAUCCCUACUUCCGCACCCCACCAUACCCGGCCAAGCCCCACGAACUCCCAGCAUUCGAAGAAAGCCACGAGCUUGAUCGUAGAAAGUUCCACGACCGUAGGGCGGCCAUGCCACCGGCUCCCAGAGGCGGUACCGUUGGCCGCGGACCCCACGACGACCGUGGCCCCGACUACCGCAACGGCGUCAACGGCGCUGGCCGCUACGGUCCCCCUCCCCGCAACAACCGCGGUCCUGCCCCUCCCGGGGAUGACCGAGUCCCCGCCUGGUAUCGCGACCGUGGCCUCCCUCCUCGCCCCCCGCCCCCCGCCGAUGGUGGUGACUACGCUGAUCCCUACCGAGAUCGUGGCCGGCCCCCUCGUGGCGGUCCCGGCGGCGGCACACGCCCCGACGUGGACACGUACAUCCCAAGCUACGAUCGCGAUCCCAGGCGCGAUGAUCGCCGUCGCAGGGACGACAUGAUGCGGGAUGACAGGCGAGGAGGUGCUGAACCAUGGGAUCGAGAUCAAUAUCGGGACCGCAGGCGCGAUUGGGACGAUAGGAGCCGGACUAGUCGGACGCGGAGUAGGAGCCGCUCGCCCAUGCGCGACAGGGAUAGGGACAGGGACCGCGAUCGGGAACCCCGGGAUAUGUAUCGCAGAUAG
Molecule: messenger RNA, 1650 nt
Organism: Thermochaetoides thermophila DSM 1495
Lineage: Eukaryota; Fungi; Ascomycota; Sordariomycetes; Sordariales; Chaetomiaceae
Product: serine/threonine-protein kinase-like protein
Exons: 5
Coding region: 1-1650 (549 amino acids)
Biological process (GO): protein phosphorylation
Cellular component (GO): nucleus
Molecular function (GO): ATP binding; cyclin-dependent protein serine/threonine kinase activity
Source: RefSeq, a predicted model, not a curated record